Molecule: messenger RNA, 9758 nt
Organism: Populus trichocarpa (black cottonwood)
Lineage: Eukaryota; Viridiplantae; Streptophyta; Magnoliopsida; Malpighiales; Salicaceae
Product: BEACH domain-containing protein C2
Exons: 32
Coding region: 247-9201 (2984 amino acids)
Molecular function (GO): protein binding
Source: RefSeq, a predicted model, not a curated record
UCAUUAAUUAAUUUAACCACCCUUCACCUUGCAUUGGUUAUUGACUGGGCUUGCUGAAUCCAUCAUCUCUCUCGCGUUCAAUUCGCCUCCUCUUUCGUCUUCUCCGAUCCUCUCCUCUCCUCUCCUCUCAAAAUUAAUUUUCUUUCCUUUAAAAAUCAUUACUUUUCCAAAAUCGAACCUGACCGAUUCUUUUCUCUAAGGUUUGCGUGCGGUGGGUAAAUGUGGUGUCUUUAAAAGAAGUGGAAAAUGGAAGAAGAAGAAGAAAACAAGGAGAUCGGAGAAAGUUGUGAUGCUCAGGAAGUAGAUAGUUUUGUAGAGGAAGGUAGGGUAGGAGAAUCUCCUCAGGAGAAUGUAAAUGUGAUUAGUCGUGGUCAAGAGGAGAUAGAAAAUGAAAAUCUGGUUAUGGAUGGGGAUGAUUCUGUAGAUACUGAUGAUGAUGAUCAGUUUGAACUGGUGUCUUUAAAAGAUCAAGAAAAGAGUUUUGGUGAGUUUCCGGCUAAUAAUAACAAUUCUAACCGGUCAUCGAAUUCAGAGAGUGAGAGAUUCUCAUUUGAUAGGUUUGGAGAAAUCUCUCCGAAUUCAUACAGUAAUUAUGGUGUUGAAUAUGAUUCUUCCUCUGUCAUGGAAAUUCAACAUGAUCGCUCUGCAUCGAGCCCUGGGCCUGAGACACAAUUUGGUUAUGCAAUUAAGCAGUCACACUCGUCAACCAGUCUAGAUUCUGGUUACUUUAUUGAUGGAUUUUCUCCAACUGGUUCACCGCAAAAGGUUAAGCCAAAAGCUGCAAUGCCAAAUGUGUCCCCAGAGUUAUUGCAUUUGGUGGAUUCAGCUAUAAUGGGAAAGCCUGAAAGCUUGGACAAGCUGAAGAACAUUGUCAGUGGAGUUGAGAGUUUUGGAAGUGGAGGGGAAGCUGAGGGCAUUGCUUACUUGGUUGUUGAUUCCCUUUUGGCCACAAUGGGUGGAGUUGAAAGUUUUGAGGAUGAGGAUCAUAAUCCUCCUAGUGUGAUGCUGAACUCUAGGGCAGCCAUUGUGGCAGGUGAGCUUAUUCCUUGCCUUCCUUGGGUAGGUGACAGUGAGGUUUUCAUGUCCCCUAGGACACGAAUGGUGAGGGGGUUGCUCGCCAUAUUACGGGCUUGCACAAGAAACAGAGCCAUGUGCUCUAUGGCUGGUUUAUUGGGAGUACUUUUGGGGACCGCAGAGAAAAUCUUUGUUCAGGCUGGUGGGUUAACAGAACAGAUGAAAUGGGACGGGACUCCUUUAUGCUAUUGUCUCCAGUACCUAGCAGGUCAUUCACUUAAUGUUGUUGAUUUGCAUAGAUGGUUGCAAGUAAUUACAAGAACGCUUACUACUUCAUGGGCAUAUCGCUUAAUGCUAGUGUUGGAGAAGGCAAUGGGUGGAAAGGAGUCAAAGGGACCAGCAUCUACUUUCGAGUUUGAUGGUGAAAGCUCAGGUUUACUUGGUCCAGGAGAGAGUCGUUGGCCGUUUACCAAUGGUUAUGCAUUUGCAACAUGGAUUUAUAUCGAAUCAUUUGCAGACACAUUGAACACAGCUACUGCUGCAGCUGCUAUUGCAGCUGCUGCAGCAGCCAAGUCAGGAAAAUCAUCUGCUAUGUCAGCUGCAGCUGCUGCCAGUGCUCUUGCUGGUGAAGGGGCGACCCACAUGCCUAGAUUGUUCAGUUUCUUGUCUGCUGAUAACCAGGGCAUAGAGGCUUACUUUCAUGCUCAGUUUUUGGUUGUUGAAAGUGGUAGCGGAAAGGGAAAGAAGGCAUCUUUGCAUUUCACUCAUGCAUUCAAGCCACAAUGCUGGUACUUUAUUGGUUUGGAGCAUAUUUACAAGCAGGGACUGAUUGGGAAAACAGAGAGUGAACUGAGAUUGUAUAUUGAUGGAUCCUUGUAUGAAACUCGUCCUUUUGAGUUCCCUCGGAUCUCCAAGCCACUAGCAUUUUGCUGCAUUGGGACAAACCCUCCUCCUACAAUGGCUGGUUUACAACGACGUCGUAGGCAGUGUCCUUUGUUUGCUGAGAUGGGGCCUGUUUAUAUCUUUAAGGAGCCAAUUGGUCCUGAAAGGAUGGCACGCUUAGCUUCCAGAGGAGGGGAUGUGCUGCCUUGUUUUGGUAAUGCCGCUGGGCUUCCUUGGCGAGCUACAAAUGACCACGUUCGAGCAAUGGCAGAAGAAAGUUCACUUUUGGAUGCAGAGAUUGGAGGGUCAAUUCACCUUCUCUAUCACCCCAGUUUGCUUAGUGGGCGUUUCUGUCCCGAUGCUUCUCCUUCUGGUGCUGCAGGCAUGCUCCGACGGCCAGCUGAGGUUCUAGGACAAGUCCAUGUUGCUACACGAAUGCGACCAGUGGAGGCUUUGUGGGCGUUGGCUUAUGGAGGCCCCAUUUCCUUACUUCCUCUAGCGGUAAGCAGUGUGCAUAAAGAUAGUCUGGAACCAGAACAAGGAAAUAUUCCCAUAACCUUUGCCACAGCUACUCUGGCUGCUCCAGUAUUCCGAAUAAUUUCCAUAGCUAUUCAACAUCCUGGGAACAAUGAAGAAUUGUGCCGCACUAGAGGGCCUGAGGUUCUCUCAAAAAUCUUAAAUUAUCUUCUCCAAACUUUGUCUUCGUUGGAUGCUGGGAAUUGCAAUGGUGUUGGAGAUGAGGAACUUGUUGCAGCCAUUGUUUCCCUAUGCCAGUCCCAGAAGCAUAAUCAUGCCCUCAAAGUGCAGCUUUUCACUACGCUGUUACUGGAUCUGAGAAUUUGGAGCUUGUGCAACUAUGGAUUGCAAAAGAAGCUUCUGUCCUCACUAGCAGACAUGGUUUUCUCAGAGUCAUUGGUGAUGCGAGAUGCCAAUGCUAUUCAGAUGCUGCUUGAUGGCUGCAGAAGAUGUUAUUGGACAGUUAUCGAGAAGGAUUCUGUGAAUACGUUUUCAUCGAAAGAGGCAACCCAUCCAGUGGGUGAAUUGAAUGCUUUGGUUGAUGAACUCUUAGUGAUCAUAGAACUUCUAAUAGGAGCAGCAUCUGCUGCAGUGGCCACAGAUGACCUCCGUUGUCUGCUUGGGUUCAUGGUUGAUUGCCCUCAACCUAAUCAGGUUGCCAGAGUUUUGAAUCUUAUCUACAGGUUAGUCAUACAACCAAAUACAGCUAGAGCUCGUACGUUUGCAGAGUCAUUCAUAACAUGUGGUGGUAUAGAAACACUUCUUGUUCUGCUUCAGCGAGAAGCAAAAGCUGGUGAACAUAGCAUUCCAGAAUCAGUGGCAAAGAGUGAUGAUAGCUUACAAGUUCAAGAAACUGAACUAGAUAUUGGUAAGGGUACUUCAGAAAGAAGAAUGAAUGAUGAAAAGGAAAAGGACUUGACUUCUCUGGAUCAAGAUUAUGAAUCUGAACGUUUAGAUAGUGGCGGUGGUGGCAGUCCUGCCACCUCUUCCCCUGGCAUGAAAAUUGAAAGGAUGUCAUCUGUUUCUGAAAACCCAUUUAUUAAGAAUUUGGGUGGUAUAAGCCUUUCUAUUAGUGCUGAUAAUGCAAGGAAUAAUGUUUACAAUGUUGAUAAAAGUGAUGGCAUUGUUGUUGCAAUCAUUGGGCUAAUAGGCGCUCUUGUAACUUCUGGUCAUUUCAAGUUUGGUUCACAUGCACCCUCUGAUACUACUAGCACCUUUUUUGGUGGUGGCCUGCAUGAUGGCAGCGGUACAAUGUUUGAUGAUAAAGUUUCUCUACUACUUUUUGCACUACAGAAGGCUUUCCAAGCAGCGCCCAAUAGGCUUAUGACAACCACUGUGUACACAGCUUUAUUGGCAGCCUCGAUUAAUGCUUCUUCAACAGAGGAGGGGCUGAACUUUUAUGAUUCUGGACAUCGCUUUGAACAUUCACAACUUCUGUUGGUUCUGUUGCGGUCUCUGCCUUAUGCAUCUAGAGCCUUGCAAAGCCAAGCAUUGCAGGAUCUUCUGUUUUUGGCUUGCAGUCAUCCAGAAAACAGAAGCAGUCUGACAAAAAUGGAGGAAUGGCCUGAGUGGCUUCUAGAGAUUCUAAUCUCUAAUUAUGAGAUGAGUGCAACCAAAGAUUCUAAUGUGGCUAGCUUAGGAGACAUAGAGGACCUCGUACACAACUUCUUGAUUAUAAUGUUAGAGCACUCAAUGCGCCAGAAGGAUGGUUGGAAGGAUAUUGAAGCUACAAUUCAUUGUGCAGAAUGGCUUUCUAUUGUUGGGGGAUCAAGCACAGGAGACCAACGAGUUAGACGCGAAGAAUCACUGCCUGUAUUUAAAAGAAGACUCUUGGGUGCAUUGCUAGACUUUGCUGCAAGAGAAUUGCAGGUUCAGACUCAAGUAAUUGCAGCUGCAGCUGCUGGUGUUGCAGCUGAGGGUUUGCCACCAAAAGAUGCUAAGGUUGAAGCAGACAACGCUGCUCAGCUUUCGGUGGCUUUGGUUGAAAAUGCUAUUGUGAUUUUAAUGCUUGUUGAAGAUCACUUACGAUUACAAAGCAAACUUUCUUGUGCGUCACGUGUUGCUGAUAGUUCACCAUCUCCGCUUUCUCUUGUAUCUCCCCUCAAUAAUCGCUCAAGUUCCCUUGGUGCGGAUUCAUUUGAAGCCUUGGGUGAUCGCAGAUCUAGUGACUCUGGGGGACUCCCUCUUGAUGUCCUUGCUUCGAUGGCUGAUGCAAAUGGGCAAAUUUCUGCGAGUGUGAUGGAACGUCUUACCGCAGCAGCAGCAGCUGAGCCUUAUGAAUCUGUUUUAUGUGCUUUUGUUUCGUAUGGGAGCUGUAUGAUGGAUUUGGCUGAGGGUUGGAAAUUUAGGAGCAGACUGUGGUAUGGUGUUGGCAUGUCUUCAAAAACAGCUCCCUUUGGUGGUGGUGGAAGUGGAUGGGAAUCUUGGAGGUCUACUUUAGAAAAAGAUGCAAAUGGAAACUGGAUUGAACUUCCUUUGGUUAAAAAGUCAGUUGCCAUGCUUCAAGCUCUGUUAUUAGACGAGUCUGGACUUGGUGGUGGUCUUGGUAUAGGUGGAGGAUCUGGUACUGGAAUGGGUGGAAUGGCGGCACUAUAUCAGCUAUUGGAUAGCGACCAACCAUUUCUAUGCAUGCUCCGUAUGGUGCUUCUGUCUAUGAGAGAGGAGGACAAUGGGGAGACCAGUUUGCUCAUGAGAAAUGUAAGCAUGGACGAUGGGAUGUCAGAAGGAUUUGACCGACAAGCUGGCAACAUCAUGUGUUUAGAAAACAGUGCUCGAAUGCCUAUGAGACAACCACGAUCAGCUUUGCUGUGGAGUGUGCUUUCACCUGUUCUGAACAUGCCAAUUUCUGAUUCAAAACGACAGAGAGUGUUGGUUGCGUCUUGUGUUCUUUACUCUGAGGUAUGGCAUGCUGUUGGCAGAGACAGGAAACCCCUCCGUAAACAGUACCUUGAGGGUAUCUUACCACCAUUUGUUGCUGUAUUGAGGAGGUGGCGGCCCCUUCUUGCUGGAAUUCAUGAGCUUGCAACUGCUGAUGGUUUAAAUCCUCUUGUUGUUGAUGAUCGUGCAUUAGCUGCUGAUGCACUACAAAUAGAGGCUGCUCUCUGCAUGAUUUCUCCCGCUUGGGCAGCUGCUUUUGCAUCACCACCAGCUGCAAUGGCAUUGGCAAUGAUUGCUGCUGGUGCUGCAGGUGGAGAAACCCCUGCUCCUGCAACAACUACACAUCUUAGGCGUGACUCUUCCUUGCUGGAGCGAAAAACUGCUAGAUUACAUACCUUCUCAAGCUUUCAAAAGCCUUUGGAAGUGCCUAACAAAACACCAGCUCAUCCUAAGGAUAAGGCUGCUGCAAAAGCUGCUGCGUUGGCAGCUGCGCGUGAUCUUCAACGUAAUGCUAAGAUUGGUUCUGGACGGGGCCUUAGUGCUGUUGCAAUGGCCACGUCUGCACAGAGAAGAAAUGCUAGUGAUAUGGAGCGUGUUAGGAGAUGGAAUAUUGCUGAAGCCAUGGGAGUUGCAUGGAUGGAAUGCUUACAACCAGCUGACACAAGAUCAGUCUAUGGGAAAGAUUUCAAUGCUCUAUCCUAUAAAUUUAUUGCAGUCCUUGUUGCUAGCUUUGCUUUAGCAAGAAACAUGCAACGAUUAGAGGUUGACAGGCGUGCUCAAGUUGAUGUUAUAUCUCGUCAUCGUUUAUCCAGUGGAAUUCAUGCUUGGCGCAGACUUAUACAUUGCUUGAUAGAGAUGAAGAGUCUUUUCGGGCCCUUUGGGGACUCCUUGUGCAAUCCUGAACGUGUUUUCUGGAAGCUAGAUUUUAUGGAAACUUCUUCAAGAAUGAGAAGAUGUUUGAGGAGGAAUUAUAAAGGGUCUGAUCAUUUUGGUGCUGCUGCUAAUUAUGAGGAUCAAAUUGAGAUAAAGCAUGAUAAAGGAAAUGUUCCUGUUCUGGCAGCAGAAGCAAUCUCAGUGGAGGGACUAAAUGAAGAUGGGGAACGUACAGAAAUUGAGAAUUUUGAUGGUAGAUCCUUUGAUACUGAGCAGAGUGGGGAGAGUCAGCUGAGCCUGUCUGGAGCAACUGAUCAAAAUAUGCAGCCUCCAGCUGAACCUAAUGACAUUCAGCUUGCCAGGGACCAAGACUUGGAAAAUGCAUCUGCAGUUGCACCAGGUUAUGUACCCAGUGAACUUGAUGAAAGAAUCAUUCUUGAACUUCCUUCAUCUAUGGUCCGGCCGCUGACAGUUAUGCGAGGAACAUUUCAAGUAACUACUAGGAGAAUAAACUUUAUAGUUAAUACCACUGAGAGCAAUGCUGAUGGAAUGGAAUCUUCUGAAUCGGGAGUCCAAGAAAAGGAUCACAGUUGGCUGAUGUCUUCCCUCCAUCAGAUUUAUAGCCGGCGGUAUUUGCUAAGAAGAAGUGCUCUGGAAUUGUUUAUGAUUGACCGAUCGAACUUCUUCUUUGAUUUCGGGAGUACUGAGGCACGGAGAAAUGCUUACCGAGCUAUAGUUCAAUCAAGACCUCCUCAUUUGAACAAUAUUUAUCUGGCUACUCAGAGACCUGAGCAACUUCUGAAGAGAACUCAACUUAUGGAACGUUGGGCAAGGUGGGAGAUUAGCAACUUUGAGUAUCUAAUGCAACUCAAUACUCUGGCUGGGCGUAGUUAUAAUGACAUCACUCAGUAUCCAGUUUUUCCAUGGGUUCUUUCCGAUUACAGUUCAAAAAGUUUGGAUCUUUCUGAUGCUUCUUCUUAUCGAGAUCUUUCAAAGCCUGUUGGUGCUUUGAAUCCUGAUCGGCUGAAAAAGUUCCAGGAGAGAUAUUCUAGCUUUGAUGAUCCAGUCAUUCCAAAAUUCCAUUAUGGUUCUCAUUACUCAAGUGCAGGGACAGUUUUAUAUUAUCUUGUUAGAGUUGAACCGUUUACAACGCUUUCAAUUCAAUUGCAAGGUGGAAAAUUCGAUCAUGCAGAUCGGAUGUUUUCAGAUAUUGCUGCUACCUGGAAUGGAGUUACUGAAGACAUGAGUGAUGUGAAGGAAUUGGUUCCUGAGCUGUUUUAUCUUCCCGAGAUCUUAACCAAUGAAAAUUCAAUCGACUUUGGUACAACACAGUUGGGUGGAAAGCUUGAUUCUGUGAAACUUCCUCCUUGGGCUGAAAAUACUACUGAUUUUAUUCAUAAGCAUCAGAUGGCUCUUGAAAGUGAGCAUGUAUCUGCACAUUUGCAUGAAUGGAUUGAUCUCAUAUUCGGCUUUAAGCAACGUGGUAAAGAAGCUAUAGCUGCAAACAAUGUUUUCUUUUACAUCACCUAUGAAGGGGCGGUUGAUAUUGACAAGAUUUCAGAUCCAGCACAACAACAUGCCACACAAGACCAGAUUGCAUACUUUGGACAGACUCCAUCCCAACUUCUGACUGCUCCUCACUUGAAGAGGAUGCCCUUAGCUGAUGUUCUUCACUUGCAGACUAUCUUCAGGAACCCAAAAGAAGUCAAACCAUAUGCUGUUCCAGCCCCAGAACGCUGCAAUCUACCUGCAGCUUCCAUUCAUGCAUCUUCAGAUGCUGUCAUAAUUGUUGAUAUAAAUGCACCAGCAGCACAUAUUGCCCAGCACAAGUGGCAACCCAACACGCCAGAUGGCCAAGGCACACCUUUCCUCUUCCAACAUGGAAAGGCCUUAACAAGCUCUGCUGGUGGAACAUUCAUGCGAAUGUUUAAAGGGCAGUCUGUGUCUGGUGGAGAUGAGUGGCAUUUUCCCCAAGCACUUGCAUUUGCUUCAUCUGGGAUUAGAAGCAAAGCGGUGGUUUCCAUCACUCAUGACAAAGAAAUAAUUACUGGUGGACAUGCAGAUAAUAGUAUCAAGCUAAUAUCAGCAGAUAGUGCAAAAACCCUAGAAACUGCCAUUGCACAUUGUGCUCCAGUCACUUGCCUUGCUCUUUCUCCAGAUGGCAACUAUCUUGUCACGGGAUCACGGGACACUACUGUACUACUCUGGAAGAUGCAUAGAGCUUUCACUUCGAGCUCAAGUAGUAUCUCAGAUCCUUCCACAGGCACCGGAACCCCACCUGCAGCCGGUAGCACUCUAGCAACUAACCUGGCAGAAAAAAGUAGGUGGCGUCGUAUUGAGGGUCCGAUACAUGUCCUUCGUGGUCACCACAGAGAAAUACUGUGUUGUUGUGUCAGUUCAGAUCUUGGGAUCGUUGUUUCUUGCUCCCAAUCAUCAGAUGUGCUGUUGCAUUCUAUAAGAAGGGGUCGUUUGAUCAGAAGGCUGUUUGGUGUGGAGGCCCAUUCUGUUUUUCUUUCAUCCGAGGGGGUUGUAAUGACUUGGAACAAAUGUCAAAAUUCUCUAAACACCUAUACUCUUAACGGGAUACUAAUUGCUAGAGCACAACUUCCUUUAUCUGGCAGUGUUAGUUGCAUUGAAAUAUCUGUGGAUGGGAAGUGUGCUUUGAUUGGCAUGAACUCAUGUCCAGAAAAUCAUGGAUCCUCUAAUAACAGCCAAAACUUAAGCUUAAAAAAGACAGGGGCUGCAGAUUUUGAUCUAGAAUCAGUGGACACUGGUGAAGAUAACAGAUUAGAUGUUCCUGCCCCGUCGAUUUGUUUCCUGGAUCUCUAUACACUAAAGGUAUUUCAUGUUCUGAAACUUGGAGAAGGCCAGGAUAUUACUGCUCUGGCUUUAAACAAUGAUAGCACAAAUCUCGUGGUAUCAACUGCAGAUAAGCAGUUGAUAAUCUUCACUGAUCCUGCUUUGAGCUUGAAAGUGGUCGAUCAGAUGCUCAAGCUUGGUUGGGAAGGCGACGGACUGAGCCCACUUAUAAAAUCGUAGCGUUUAGGCCUCUGAAAUUUUUUAUUUAGUUGAAUACAGAAAAUACGAUAUCCUGCUUUAAUGUCACUAAUGUAUACGAGGGUAUGCUUGCUGCCCUAGAUCAGAUAUGAAGUUGAUUUACAGUCCGCGGCUGUCCUGUGGGUGUAACAUGUAUUUGACCAGCGGAACAACUCUCUAUGUCCUGAGCCUGAUUCCACAGAGUGUUUACAGCAUUUUUUGAUUCUUUGUUGGGUUGUAGUUUGUUGUCUUGGACGAGUUAUUAUUCCCUCAAGGCAUGAGUUCAUUUUUGGCCAUCAUUUUUUCUCAUGAUUUUGUAAAUGAAAUAUGACAGCAUUCCAUCUCGUAUCUUUGUACAUGUAUCAACUCAAUUUACUUCGUCAAAAUUGAAUAUAGAUAGUUGAAGGUUCUGGUUAAAAAGUAUGAAAAUAGUUAGAUGGCAGUGUUCCAAAAAUAUUUUGCCUAACAUUGUAAAUGCUGUUUGUAACUAGUGAGACCUGAAUAACUGUUGACAAGCUUGUUCUUUCCCUCAAAGAUUUUUCUGCUCGUUGAAUAUUUAA